AUGGAUGAAGGCAUAGAGAUUUCCAGUGAUGCGAAUUCCCUGAUCAAAGCAGUCCAUCAGAGCCGGCUUCGCCUCACAAGACUCCUGCUAGAAGGUGGUGCCUACAUUAAUGAAAGCAAUGAUCGUGGGGAAACGCCUUUAAUGAUUGCUUGUAAGACCAGACAUGUUGAUCACCAGAGUGUCAGUAAAGCCAAAAUGGUGAAAUACCUGCUCGAAAAUAAUGCUGAUCCAAACAUACAGGACAAAUCUGGGAAAACCGCUUUGAUGCACGCUUGCUUAGAAAAAGCUGGUCCUGAAGUGGUUGCCUUGCUUCUGAAGAGUGGGGCUGACCUUACUUUGCAAGACCACUCUAAUUACUCUGCGCUUGUUUAUGCUAUAAAUUCAGAAGACAGAAACACACUGAAAGUUCUACUUCGUGCUUGCAAAGCAAAAGGGAAAGACGUCAUUAUCAUAACAACAGCAAAGUCAGCCUCUGGAAGGUACACUACCAAGCAGUACUUGAAUACGCCUCCAGGAGAUUUAGAUGGGAGUCAUCCUGAAGCCUCUUGUGCUACGCCUUCAGAAAUAGAUGUAACCACUACCGGAUCACCACAUUCUCCUGAUAUGGAAAUGACUCCUUUUGUCUUUAAAGAUCUGGAGGCCUCCGGAAGCAGUGAUGACACCUGGGAACCAGGCUCCCCAGUGUGGAAGCCUGUGACAAUCUCUAAUGGGUCCAAGCUCCCCCAGGCUCCACCCUGGAUCAAGAGUGCCCCCUCACUAAUGCACCAGAACAGAGUGGCCUCUUUGCAAGAGGAGCUCCAGGAUAUUACUCCAGAGGAGGAAUUAUCUUACAAAACCAAUGGGCUGUCACUUUCCAAGCGAUUCAUCACUAGGCACCAAAGCAUUGAUGUAAAAGACACUGCACAUUUGUUAAGAGCCUUAGAUCAGGCUGGUUCAAGAAAGAUGUCGUAUGAUGAAAUAAAUUAUCAGUCAUUCUUUUCAGAAGGCACUCAGCAUGGUGGUGAAAUCCCUGUUGAUCCGGACCCAGAAACUAACCAGACAAUAUUUGCUUCUACCUUAAGAAGUGUCGUUCAGAAAAGAAACUCAGGAGCAAAUCACUAUAGUUCUGAUUCCCAGCUCUCAGCUGGUCCUACCCCUACAACUUUAGAAGAGAGCAGAGCACUUACAGGAAAGAAAAAGAUCCUCUCACCAUCUCCUUCUUUGUUGUCAGGCUCCAAAGAAUUGUUAGAGAACAUCCCUCCAGGUCCCCUGAGCAGGAGAAAUCAGGCAGUUUUAGAAAGACGUGGUUCUGGGGCUUUUGCUUUAGAUCACAAUAUUACACAAACCAGACCAGGAUUUCUGCCACCCUUAAAUGUAAACUCUCAUCCUCCCGUCUCAGAUAUCAAUGUUAACAAGAUUUCCAGUCUUCUGUCUUGUGGUCAGAAAGUGCUUAUGCCAACAGUUCCUAUUUUCCCAAAAGAAUUCAAAAGUAAAAAAAUGUUAUUAAGGAGACAGUCAUUACAAACUGAACAAAUUAAGCAACUGGUAAAUUUUUAA
Chrysochloris asiatica (Cape golden mole) is the source of this 1536-nucleotide messenger RNA. RefSeq names its product ankyrin repeat domain 34B (gene ANKRD34B). The coding region runs from base 1 to 1536 and encodes 511 amino acids. The transcript has a single exon. Lineage: Eukaryota; Metazoa; Chordata; Mammalia; Afrosoricida; Chrysochloridae. Gene Ontology annotation, molecular function: protein binding. The record is from RefSeq and is a predicted model, not a curated record.